CCGCAAAUCCCCAGCACCACGCAGUUUGGGUUGGGGUGGGAGAGAUGCUGGCUCUUCAAGGGUUAAAAGCAGCGAUUAUAUUAUGAGAGAGGACUUCCUGGGGGAGGGGGGAAGCGUCACUUCCUCCUCCGUUCGUCACAUCCUCCUGCAUUUGAACAACUGCGAGCCAGGAGAUUUGCUAGCACGGAAGACUGUGCCUUUUGCAAGAUCUAGCGAGGAUGGAAAGCGGAAGAUGGACGGUUGACCUGGUCAGGCUGUCUCCCACCACCUCUGACAGUUCUCUCCCAGGACCCUCAGAGAGAUCUGCGAGGAUGGAAGGAGGAAGAUGGACAGUUGACCUGGUCAGGCUGUCUCCCACCACCUCUGACCGUUCCCCUCCAGGACCCUCAGAGAGAUCUGCAGGUGAUGACCAGGGCAAUAAUGGUUCUCGGGGCUCAUCAGAAAGAAAUAAGCAUGAAGCGAAGAGAACAAAUGAUAGCCCUUCGUGUGGCAAAACGUUCAAAGGUAAAUCGAGCCUCAGCCCACACUGCAGAAUCCACUCAGAGGAAACACUGUGUAAAUGCUUGGUGUGUGGAAAGAGCUUCAGUGACAGCUCAGGCCUAAAAUCACAUCAAAGAAUUCACACAGGACAGGAAUCAUACCAAUGCCUAGAAUGUGGAAAGAGUUUCAAGCGCCACUCAAACCUUAAAAUACACCAGGAAGUCCACAGCAGGGAAAAAUCACAUAGGUGCUUUGAGUGUGGAAAGAGCUUCAGUCGCAGCAGAUGCCUUAAAUCACAUCAAAAACUUCACACAGGGGAGAAACCGUAUACCUGUUUUGAGUGUGGAAAAAGCUUCACUUGCAGCUCAGGCCUUGUAUCUCAUCAAAAAAUUCAUACAGGGGAGAAACUGUAUACCUGUUUUGAGUGUGGAAAGAGCUUCUCUCAUAGCCAAGGUCUUCUUGUUCAUCAAAAAAUCCACACAGGAGAGAAGCCGUAUAAAUGUUUGGAGUGCGGAAUGAGCUUCGGUUAUAACUCAAGCCUUACAUCGCAUCAAAGAAUUCACACUGGGGAGAAAUCUUAUAAAUGUUCAGAGUGCGGAAGGAGCUUUGCUCACAGUGCUAGCCUUACUUCACAUAAGAGAACCCACACAGGGGAGAAACCAUAUAAAUGCUUGGAAUGUGGAAAGAACUUCAGUCAGAGUUCACACCUUAGUUCACAUAAGAGAACUCACACUGGUGAGAAGCCGUAUAAAUGCUUUGAGUGUGGGAAGAGCUUCAGUCAGAGUUCACACCUUACUGUGCAUGAGCGAAUCCAUACAGGGGAAAAACCAUAUAAAUGUGUGACAUGUGGAAAGAGCUUUAGUACCUGCACAUACCUUGUUUGCCAUCGCAGAAUCCAUACAGGAGAGAAGCCAUAUAAGUGCUUUGAGUGUGGAAAGAGCUUCAGCCAGGGUAUAAGCCUUCAUAUACAUAAAAAAAUUCACAGAGGUGAAAAACUGUAUGCAUGUUUUGAGUGUGGAAAGAGCUUCACUCAAAGCUCAAGCCUUGAAUGUCAUCAAAGAAUUCACACAGGGGUGAAACCAUAUACCUGUUUUGAGUGUGGAAAGAACUUCAGUCACAGCACAAGCCUUACAUAUCAUCAAAGAAUUCACACAGGGGAGAAACCAUAUAAAUGUUUGGACUGUGGAAAGAGAUUUGCACAUGGAUCUGGCCUUACUUCUCAUAAAAGAACUCACACAGGGGAGAAACCAUAUAAAUGUUUGGAGUGUGGAAAGAGAUUUGCACAUGGAUCUACGCUUACUUCUCAUAAAAGAACUCACAUGGGAUAAACCAUAUAUAUGCUUGGAGUGUGGGAAAAGAUUUGGUCAGAUUUCAGAACUCAUUUUGCAUAAGCGAAUCAAGAGGAAAGAAAUAUUGAGAUGCUUGUAAUGCGGAAAGCAUUUUAAUUAGAGCACCGCUGUUGCUAAACUUCAUGGAAUUCAUACAAUAAUUCUCAUGGGAGAAAUGGUACAGCUGCUGUCACGAAGGUGCCGUCAACUACAGGGCUGGCUGGCUGCCUGGUGAAAUCAGUGGUGCUGUGAGCUUCUUUUGCUUCUUUCAUUUAAAUCAACAAAAACACACAGAAACAUGGAAUGUAUGUCCUCAAAAACCUGAGCUGUUGCCUAGAGUGAGUGUUCCUGCCCCCAGCAGUUACUUCCUGGCCUUGAGUCCCUUCCUGUUGUCUACGGGGGCCGCUAAUGGAAAAUCUCUGUCUCUCUUUGGCUUUCUGCUCUGUGAGAUGAAGGGCACGCCUGGUUGUAGGGGAAGGAGGGGACUCCAGUAUACUAGAGACAUCGUGUCGCUUGGCUGCUGUGAUAUUUCUAACGCAACAGGCUCCUGUCUCUGUUCAGGGCUGGAGCACCUGCUAUCUUGCUCCUAUUGAUCCACUAUUUCCCAGCUCCUUCCUUCUUCUGCGGUGUGUCCCAUCUCAAACCACCGCAAUUCUAGGUCCAUACUCCCUUCCUCUUCCCCUUCUCUGAAGCCUAUUGGAGUGGCAGUCUCCACCACUCUUGCUCAUCUCAUCUUUGAAAACAGACCAAAGGAUGGCCUAAUAUGGUCACACUCUUGUCUAAGGAAGCAUGUUGUGUGGAAAGGCAGGGAAAAAAGGCCUGAGCAUCAUGUACUGCUUCUGAACUACUGCAGGUUUCUGGAUGGUGCUCUUGGGUACAAGAUGGUGCCAUCCAUGGACCUUGGGUCAGAUCCUGCAAAACAGUUAUUGAAAGCGGACCAGGAUUCAUUGCUUUUGUUUUGUAGCAGUUGGGUAAUUUGAUUGUAGCUGGUAAUGAGGCAUUUCCCUUCUUUCCUCCAGGUGUGUCCCACCUUUUCCUUGUAACUUCUAGAUGAAUUAAAGCAUUAUAUUUGAGCAUUA
Messenger RNA from Podarcis muralis (Common wall lizard), 2887 nucleotides. NCBI's taxonomy places the organism in Eukaryota, Metazoa, Chordata, Lepidosauria, Squamata, Lacertidae. The record is from RefSeq and is a predicted model, not a curated record.